Molecule: messenger RNA, 1500 nt
Organism: Paecilomyces variotii
Lineage: Eukaryota; Fungi; Ascomycota; Eurotiomycetes; Eurotiales; Thermoascaceae
Product: putative glycoside hydrolase
Exons: 5
Coding region: 453-1196 (247 amino acids)
Biological process (GO): carbohydrate metabolic process
Molecular function (GO): hydrolase activity, hydrolyzing O-glycosyl compounds
Source: RefSeq, a predicted model, not a curated record
CGAGAUCAUCAUUUCUGGUUAGAAACUGGUUUUUCUUGGCACCUAAACUGAAAGUUGCCAAAUCGAACGACUUUGCAGCGUCAAGUUUAAGUGAGCUGAUCGCUUUGCUCAGGGCUCUCGAUCGGCUCUCGUGGUAUGAGCAGGGAACUCAAAAAACAUGAAACAAAUUAUAACGCAACAGUUUACAUUUUCCACCAAUGGACCUAGCUUCGUCGCGGACCCUAUGCUUCCGGUAGUAUGGAAAAUAAAAAAAGGGUUGGAAUCGCUGACCGGACGUGGUCUCCUAUUCAGUUAUUCCUUUUUUCUAUACGUAUGAGGCCUCAUCAUAUAAAAGCCGCGUCUGUCUCCCUUCGAUUGUAUUCGGCUUCGUCCGGACUAGCAAGUAAUUUCGUGAGGAGACCACUUUUAUAUUCAGAUUUGCAGAACUCUUGGCUUCUUCAAAUUCAACAGAAAUGCCUCACCUGUCAGCCAUAUUCUCGUUGGCCACUUUGGCCUAUGCUUCAACAACGGUUAUACCCACUUCAUGCUUCAAUUCGUACUCUGAGCUGGAAACCUACUUUGGAUAUUUGUACCCGUGGGGUUCCGAUCAUAAUGGUGCCGCAAGAAUGGUCGGAAACUCGUCUGACCAUGAUUACAUUACGAUCAAGACUGCAGGUACCCUUACGCUAACUGCUGUACCUACAAGCGGUCAGCCAGCCACCAGCGGCGGCAUUGAUAUCGACUACCUUUCUGGAACAGUGUAUGCUCUGAAUAAACUCACUGUUGAGUCUGGAUCUGGUUACGACAUUCAAGCGUCGUUUCAAGCUCCGACAGAAAAAGGGACUUGGCCAGCAUUCUGGGUCACUGGUGCAAAUUCGUGGCCUCCGGAGAUUGAUAUCGCCGAGUGGAAAGGAAACGGCGACAUCUCUUUCAAUACAUUCAACACUUCCUCUUCCGUCGAAGCAAAGAACUUGGAAUAUGAUUCACCGGAUAACUUCCACACGGUCAAAGCUGAGAUUCGGGACGAAGAUGGCUCGAACAUCUCCGUCAAGUUCUACCUAGAUGGUAUUCUCAUGACCACUCAAUAUGGCUCUGACUAUAUUGACGAACCGUUGUGGCUUAUUAUUGACCUGCAAAUGGAAGGGUCUUCUGGCUCUCCGGGUCCAACAACAAACACAACAUAUUCAAUCAAGGAUCUCUCCGUCGUCAAGAUCUAGAUGAUAUCUUCUCAAUUUCUACUGUCAUAUGACAGGUGGUAAGUUGGAUAACAGCUCACUCAUCGAUCCUGGCCUAUCGCACAUGGCCUUUGUUUUCACCAUAGUAUAUUUCUUGUCUAUACAUUCGUUCGAUGGAAAAGUCAGAAGAUCUGAAAUUCUGAGGCAGUGAGCACAACCCCAUUGUUCAAAUCUUGAUAGGCAGAAUACAAUGUCUCAGCAAAAAAUUGGAUAAUUCUGCCUAAUUUUCCUAAUGCAUAGCGCUGUUAGAGGCAGUAAUUUUUCCAGCAAUAACAUUCAUUUCCGC